Molecule: messenger RNA, 744 nt
Organism: Closterium sp. NIES-65
Lineage: Eukaryota; Viridiplantae; Streptophyta; Zygnematophyceae; Desmidiales; Closteriaceae
Source: the annotation of a GenBank genome assembly
AUGAACUGGGGGAGAUGUGAUGAAUGGGGUGCGUUGUCGCAAAGUGGGAAAUGCAAGAAUGCGGAGGAGGUGGGAAUGGGUGGGGGAAGAUGGGAUGAAUGGGGGGGGGAGGAGGGCGGAAUGGGGAGGUGGGAUUGGCUGGGGGAAGAUGGGAUGAGUGGGGGGAUGGGGGAAUGGUGGGAGGGCGGAAUGAGGACGAGGGCGGAAUGGGGAGGAGGUGGGAUGGCUGGGGGAGAUGAGAUGAAUGGCGGUGGGAGGGAGGAAUGGGGAGGAGGUGGGAUGGCUGGAGGAGAUGAGAUGAAUGGCAGUGGGAGGGCGGAAUGGGGAGGAGGUGGGAUGGCUGGGGGAGAUGAGAUGAACGGCGGUAGGAGGGCAGAAUGGGGAGUUGGUGGGAUGGCUGGGGGAGAUGAGAUGAAUGGCGGUGGGAGGGCGGAAUGGGGAGGAGGUGGGAUGGCUGGUGGAGAUGAGAUUAAUGGCGGUGGGAGGGAGGAAUGGGGAGGAGGUGGGAUGGCUGGGGGAGAUGAGAUGAAUGGCGGUGGGAGGGCGGAAUGGGGAGAAGGUGGGAUGGCUGGGGGAGAUGAGAUGAAUGGCGGUGGGAGGGCGGAAUGGGGAGGAGGUGGGAUGGCUGGGGGAGCUGAGAUGAAUGGCGGUGGGAGGGCGGAAUGGGGAGGAGGUGGGAUGGCUGGGAGAGAUGAGAUGAAUGGCGGUGGGAGGGCGGAAUGGGGAGGAGGUGGAAUGGGCUAG